Eptesicus fuscus (big brown bat) is the source of this 2010-nucleotide messenger RNA. RefSeq names its product fatty acid desaturase 2 (gene FADS2). The record is from RefSeq and is a predicted model, not a curated record. The coding region runs from base 62 to 1396 and encodes 444 amino acids. Gene Ontology annotation, cellular component: membrane. Lineage: Eukaryota; Metazoa; Chordata; Mammalia; Chiroptera; Vespertilionidae. Gene Ontology annotation, molecular function: oxidoreductase activity, acting on paired donors, with oxidation of a pair of donors resulting in the reduction of molecular oxygen to two molecules of water. The transcript is spliced from 12 exons. Gene Ontology annotation, biological process: lipid metabolic process.
ACUCUCGGGCAGCGGGCGCCGGGAGGCCAAGGGGCGCGGGGCAUUCCGGUCUGCAGGCACCAUGGGGAAGGGGGGGAACCAGGGCGAGGGGGCCCCCGAGCGCGAGGCGCCGAUGCCCACCUUCCGCUGGGAGGAGAUUCAGAAGCACAACCUGCGCACCGACAAGUGGCUCGUCAUCGACCGCAAGGUCUACAACAUCACCCAGUGGUCCAGCCGGCACCCGGGCGGGCACCGGGUCAUCGGGCACUACGCGGGGGAGGACGCCACGGAUGCCUUCCGCGCCUUCCACCGUGACCUUGAUUUUGUGCGCAAGUUCCUGAAGCCCCUGCUGAUCGGCGAGCUGGCGCCCGAGGAGCCGAGCCAGGACCGCGGCAAGAACUCCCAGAUCACCGAGGACUUCCGGGCGCUGAGGAAGACGGCCGAGGACAUGAACCUGUUCAAGAGCAACCAUCUCUUCUUCCUCCUCCUCCUGGCCCACAUCGUCGUCAUGGAGAGCCUCGCCUGGUUCACCGUCUUCUACUUCGGCAACGGCUGGAUCCCCACCGUCAUCACGGCCUUCGUCCUGGCCACCUCGCAGGCCCAGGCCGGCUGGCUGCAGCACGACUACGGCCACCUCUCCGUCUACAAGAGGUCCACGUGGAACCACAUCGUCCACAAGUUCGUCAUCGGUCACUUGAAGGGCGCCUCCGCCAACUGGUGGAACCAUCGCCACUUCCAGCAUCACGCCAAGCCCAACGUCUUCCAGAAGGACCCGGACGUGAACAUGCGGCACGUGUUCGUGCUGGGCGAGUGGCAGCCCGUUGAGUACGGCAAGAAGAAGCUGAAAUACCUGCCCUACAACCACCAGCACGAGUACUUCUUCCUGAUCGGGCCGCCGCUGCUCAUCCCCAUGUACUUCCAGUACCAGAUCAUCAUGACCAUGAUCGUCCGCAAAGACUGGGUGGACCUGGCCUGGGCCAUCAGCUACUACGCCCGCUUCUUCGUCACCUACAGCCCCUUCUACGGCGUCCUGGGCGCCAUCCUCUUCCUCAACUUCAUCAGGUUCCUGGAGAGCCACUGGUUCGUGUGGGUCACCCAGAUGAACCACAUCGUCAUGGAGAUCGACCGGGAGCCGUACCGGGACUGGUUCAGCAGCCAGCUGGCGGCCACCUGCAACGUCGAGCAGUCCUUCUUCAACGACUGGUUCAGCGGGCACCUCAACUUCCAGAUCGAGCACCACCUCUUCCCCACCAUGCCGCGGCACAACUUCCACAAGGUGGCCCCGCUGGUGCGGUCCCUGUGCGCCAAGCACGGCGUCCAGUACCAGGAGAAGCCGCUGCUGAGGGCCCUGCAGGACAUCGUCCGGUCCCUGAAGAAGUCUGGGGAGCUGUGGCUGGACGCCUACCUCCACAAAUGACACCACAGCCCGCGGGUGCCGUGGGAGGGGGAGCAGGUGGGGGGCGGCCGCAGGGGGUGGGGUUUUGUUCUGAGGGGUGUCCCUGAGGCGGGUACUCGCCGUCACAGCCCCGAGGUUUGGUCUUGCUCCUGGCUUCCUCUCCUGGUUUCCUUCCCUGCGCCCUCAGCACCCUCCCCGGGGGGCCGCCCUCAGUCCGUCCCGGAGCAGAGAGGUGGCCCAGGCCUGCCUCCUCCCUCCGCCCCGCACGUCUGCUGACCGGAGGCCCCUGCCUGGCCCCUGCAGCCGGGCCCCCCCUCCCUCCUUCCUCUGCCCCUCAGCACCCCACCCCCCCUGCUGCUUUCUGUCCCAGGAGCUCCCCGACCCUGCGGCUGGGCUCCCUCUGCGGCCCACUGUCUGAGGCCCACGGUCUGCCUUUGUGUAGGGGAGGCUGGCUCUGACCCGGCUGGAGCACUUCCGUCUGCCCCUCCCUCCUCCAGAGCCUGUGACCUGGGCCUGGGGGCUGCCCCGCAGAGGUCAGGGGCCUGUAGGCCAGCCCCACCCCCACCCUGCCAGACAUUUGUCCUAGUUGGGCCGCCUUAGAUUCUGGAGCAUUCGAACCCUCUCCACGGGCUCUG